Molecule: messenger RNA, 912 nt
Organism: Sphaeroforma arctica JP610
Lineage: Eukaryota; Ichthyosporea; Ichthyophonida
Exons: 2
Coding region: 1-912 (303 amino acids)
Source: RefSeq, a predicted model, not a curated record
AUGGACCAGCCGGUGGGCUCGGAGAUGGUAUUACGUGUCCUUUGGAUAUGGCACGAUGGGUUUACCCAUCUGUUGCCGCAAUGUCUCCGGGCGCUGGCCCAACAGAAGUGUGCGUGGAGCAUUCCCACGCACAUUCUCGACACGAUUGUUGCCUCCUGCGGUGAUUACUCGCGGGUUGGCCUACCCAGGCUUUUACAACAACCUGGCCGACCUACAACAAUGGGCCAAGAGGUGAAUCUCGAUUACCUCUCGGUACGAGUUGAUGCUGAUAACUAUGUAUCUAUUAUUCUUGCACAGGACGGUUGCACAUUGCGGGCAUUUGCACAACCGCUCCACCAGUCUGAAAACUCAGCUACGGCGCUGAUUAACUUCUGCAAUGCACAGCUCCUGCCUCGAGGCCAUGUUCAGACAUAUGUAGUGGACAAGGCCAGUGUGUUUAUCUGCGAUGAAUUUACGCGGUUCUGGCUCGUACCGUCAACUAUGGUACCUGAUUUUGUAGCAAAUUAUAAUGCAGCGGACUCUAGUGUCAUUGAUAACACCCCUUACACCCUAGAAACAGGUCGCGUUUAUCCCCACCACAGAGACAGCCUCGUAGAAGCUGUUCUUGACGAAGCCCUGGGCUGUACGGAGCCGACGGUUUCGCUCACACAGGUACUUUUUCCCCGCGAUGAACAAGCUGCGGCUGCAGUCGAGAAGGCUCGAGCUGCCCAGAAACUAUCAGCGGAUCGAUACCGUAUCGAUGCCCCAAUGAUCGAGAUUGGCCGCGAAGUGCUUUAUAUGCCGAUGGGCACCCCAGGGCACAAAUUUGCAAAGGACUGGCUUGGACCAGCUACAUUGCUGGCGCAUGUGGCACCCGUGAUGCACUUUAUCUACGAUGCAGCCCUCAACAAAAGAGUAUCGGGUGCAUCUUAA